AUCGAGGAAAAUGCGCUGCUGGGAAAAGCUGAAGGCUAGUAUGAAGCCCACUGACGAAAAAGACUAUAAGCGAAGAAUUACGCGUGGUUUUUGGUCUGGACUCUGUGUCGGCUCCUUUUUCGGAGGUGUGAGUACCGUGUGGGUACGACCUCCAUAUCGUACUCCUGUAAAUCCCACGACGUUGACCCAAUCUGCCAAGAUGAUUAUCCGUCCUGCAAUCAUUCUGGCUCUUGCGGGUUCGGCUUAUGAAGGAUUCGGAUCUUGGAUGUACACAAUUCGUGAGAAGAAUGACUGGUGGACCUAUUUUGUGUCAGGCUCUGCGGCUGGUGCUGUCGUAGGCCUCUCGCGUGGUAACGUCCCAGACUUGCUGAAGAUGACUUUCUUCGUGGGCGCUCUGGCCUCCGUUCUCGAGUCCUGUCGUGCUCACCACGGUGUGGGUCCUACGCUGAAUGCUCGUAUCGAAAAGAAGAGCAAGGUACUCCCGGAUCCCGUCCCCCGUGAAGAAAUGCAACAUUAACGAAACUUAUUUU
This is a messenger RNA of Blastocystis hominis, 530 nucleotides long. RefSeq lists its product as hypothetical. The record is from RefSeq and is a predicted model, not a curated record. Lineage: Eukaryota; Bigyra; Opalinata; Blastocystidae. The transcript is spliced from 7 exons. The coding region runs from base 41 to 517 and encodes 158 amino acids.